Pseudonaja textilis is the source of this 4164-nucleotide messenger RNA. RefSeq names its product SRY-box transcription factor 13 (gene SOX13). Gene Ontology annotation, molecular function: DNA-binding transcription factor activity, RNA polymerase II-specific; RNA polymerase II cis-regulatory region sequence-specific DNA binding. Gene Ontology annotation, cellular component: nucleus. Gene Ontology annotation, biological process: cell fate commitment; regulation of transcription by RNA polymerase II. Lineage: Eukaryota; Metazoa; Chordata; Lepidosauria; Squamata; Elapidae. The record is from RefSeq and is a predicted model, not a curated record.
AACAGCCCGAGCCCGACAGAAGAAGCAGCUCGCUGACGGAGGAAGCCGCGCCGAGUCCCGCGAAGCAAUUUAGAUGUCCAUGAGGAGCCUUGUCUCUCCUCAGCUGGAGCUUAAUGGAGCUGGGAAUAUGGUGAACUGCACCGUUAAAACAGAAGAAAAGAACAAGAGCCACUACAAGUUGACUCAGGGGGAGGCUCCUUGCACAUCACCUGGCUCCAACAGCCCCAGUAAAUCACCCUUGCCACUGGGUGACUUUGUUGAUCCCCCAAUUCUCCCACAGGAAUCUGUAUCUCCAGUGGACAAGGCGUUAGAUUCCAGGAACCCUGUGCUCGAGCCUGCACUUAGCCACCAGGAAAAAUUGGAUUUCAAUAAAAAUCUAAGAGAAGUGAUGCCGACCAUUGAGAAGUUACUGUCCAGUGAAUGGAAAGAGAGACUUCUGGGGAAAAAUCCUAUGGAUUCCAAAGAGGUAAAAGGAACCCAAGAAAGCUUGGCAGAGAAAGAAUUACAGCUGCUGGUCAUGAUUAACCAACUGUCCAUCCUGAGGGACCAGCUGCUGACGGCCCAUUCAGAGCAGAAGAACAUGGCUGCUAUGUUGUUUGAGAAGCAGCAACAACAGAUGGAGCUGGCCAGGCAACAGCAAGAACAGAUUGCCAAGCAACAACAACAACUUAUCCAGCAACAACACAAGAUCAACUUGCUGCAACAGCAGAUCCAGCAGGUCAACAUGCCCUACGUUAUGAUUCCAGCGUUUUCUCCCAACCACCACCCUCUUCCUGUCCCUCCAGAUUCUCAGAUGGCACUUCCUAUCCAGCCAAUUCCAUGUAAGCCAGUGGAAUAUCCUAUGCAGCUGCUUCAUAGUCCUCCUUCAGCACUAAAGAGACCUGCAAGCUCAGGCCACCUACAGAUCCAGGAAUCUUCACAGCCACUCAACUUAACAGCAAAGUCUAAAGGCUCUGAACCCCCCAAUGCCUCCAGCACACCUAAUUUAAAGAUUAGUAGCAGCCAGUCCCUCGGUGGUGUUUCUCGAGAGUUGCAGACCAGCCCUCCCAGCCUUCCUUUGGGGUUCCUUGGAGAGGGAGAUGCUAUAACUAAAGCAAUACAAGAUGCUCAACAACUUCUGCACAACCAAAGCAGAGCUAUAGAUGGUUCUCCAAAUCAUCCAUAUAUUAAGGAUCAUAGCAAUUUGGAUUCUUCACCUGGAAAAGAACAGAUGGACGAGUCAUCUCUUCAGAGAUUGGAUGAGUCUCUACUAACGUGUGAAGGAGAUGGCUCACGACAUUUCCCUGAAUCCAGGAACAACAACCACAUAAAGCGCCCCAUGAAUGCUUUUAUGGUGUGGGCCAAGGAUGAAAGACGUAAAAUUUUGCAAGCUUUCCCAGACAUGCACAAUUCAAGCAUCAGUAAGAUUCUAGGAUCCCGAUGGAAAUCCAUGUCCAAUCAGGAGAAGCAGCCUUAUUAUGAAGAGCAAGCACGGCUGAGUCGCCAGCAUUUAGAGAAGUAUCCCAAUUACAAGUACAAGCCCCGCCCCAAACGCACCUGCAUUGUGGAAGGGAAGCGGCUUCGUGUUGGCGAGUACAAGGCACUGAUGAGGAAUCGGCGCCAGGACGCCAGGCAGGGCUACCUGAUUGCGCCCCAAAGCAGCCAGAUGCUACCUUCCUCUUCGGAUCUCGUGUACCAGCGAUCAGUUGGGAUUCAGCUAGCUCCACCACUGAUGGAUCACUACUUGUCCCAUAGCAUGGAACCAAACAUGCCAGUCAUAGUAAACACAUGUAGUCUGAAGCCAGAAGAAGGGGAUGGGGCAGAGGACAGUCAUUCAAUGCCUGAUGGGGAGAUGUACCACUACAGUGAAGAUGAGGAUUCUGAGGGCGAAGAGAAGAGUGAUGGCGAGCUAGUGGUUCUCACAGACUAAUGUCACAAGAAGCAAGUAUAGAAAAUAUGGACAAGCCUUUGUCCUCUUUCUAACUUGGAACAGUUAAUGGCAUUGGAAGAAACGAGGGGGGAGCUUGUUAAAGCGGAAACAGACAUGGAGCAGAGGAACAAUUCUUUAUGCCACCAUCUGUGAUAUUGGUAGAGUUUAUUUCCCAUCCAUUUAUCUUCUGUGGAAAGGGAGGAAUUUUGUCUUUGACCUGCUGAAUUUACCCCAAGGAAAUUGAAUACGAGUUGACUAUGAAUCUUGUAACAAAUCUGGUAUUUUUUUCCUACUAAAGUCAGAAUUCCUGUUAAGGAUAUCACAAAUCUUCACUGAAGUUAAGGGAACAAAGUUAUUAUGGAGUCAUUAAGGGAUGAAGAAUGAGAAUUGAAAUAUCGAGCCGCAUAUUUCAGAAUCUAUAAUCGUUGAACCCAUCUUCUUAGCAGCGCCGUAUUAAGUGUUAUAUUCUCAGAAAUGAAAAUUUGACUAGAAAAAGCUUCCUCCUUUCAAUCGCAACUGUGUCUAUCUUUUGUGUAGUGUUCAGUUGUGUUGGAGUUAGGGGCAAAUCCUCUGUGGCUGGGUAGUAAUUAUGUCUUUCGUUCAUUUCCUCUUUUUUCUCCUUUCUCCAUAAAGUUGGUAUAAAAGCUUACUUUACCAAUAGCCAAACAGAGACCUCACCUGUUUACAACCUGGCCAGCUGCAUCGGCUUUUACUAGCCACUCAAUCACUACCACUUAAUCAACAUUUGGGGAGUCUUUUCACUUUCCAGAAAUGAAACAUCUGGGUGGAACACUUAUUCCCCCUUCAUUCUGGAUUUCAACUAGUUCUGCCUUUUCCUCAACUCCAACUUCACUUUGUCCUGUGUUUGUUUUGUUCAAUUCCCACUGGGCCUGCCAAUAAAUUCCCAUGGAGCCAUUUUUAGCUCUGGACUUGAAUGAAUAGCAACUGAGGUCUCGAAGGGCCCUCUUUACCCUUGGCAGCCUUGGCCCAACUUAUAAAUUAAGCCAUGGCCUGUUUCCCUCCUACCCUUGUUCGCUUGCCAACGCUCAGUACACAAGGAGAAGAGGACGCCCUGCAACAAUAGAAAGCUGACUUGAUGUUUAAGGGAUAAAAUGUGAAGUUUCUGAGGCAAUCUUUCAAAAAUUGUUUUCCUACAAGGGUAAUAGCUCUUUCAUGCCCACCCACUAGAACACCAAAAGUGCAUAAUGGGAAUUAUAACCCAACAUAUAGGCACCAUGUGAAAGGCACCUUCUUGGAAAAACUGUUCUGAAGCAUCUUCUGUAAAGGAGUAGGAAUUCUUUUAAAUGGAUAGUUUUAUUGAAUUAGUCUAAUGAUGCUGUAAUACACGAUAGGGAACCUGUCUAGGGAACAGCCUUCUAGUUGUUCCGAGUUACGGUUCAUGAGGAAGAUGAUGUUAUAAUUCAGCAACUUCCAAGGGGUUUGUCCACUUUCAUCAUUCUGGCUUAUUGAGCCUCUGGUAGGCUUCAGUAUAUUUGUAAAUUCAUGUUUUCCUUACAUUGAAUUCAACACUCAUAGUUUUCAGUAUAAGUACUUGUUUGCUUAUCAUGCUCAAAUCAUCCAAAUUGAGUGUAUAAUGUAUUUGAGUGGCUUCUUUCAUCUUCUUCUUACUCUUUAUCCUUUAGUGGCAUUCGUGAAAGCAGCAGUCUUGCCCUGGUUUAAAUUAGCUAAGUGUUCUUGGUUAAUGAUACACCAGUGACUACUUCAGCACAUGGAAAGAACAGAGAUGAGAGAGGCACAGAGGAUGUACAGUGUCAUGAUAUACACAUACACAGUUAUGUCUCCGAUGUUUGAAUUAUGUACAUUUGCAUACAUUUUUUGCCCUUGUCCCUUUUAGAUAGUCCUUUAAAUAUUUUUGUACACUUCCAUUGGAUUUAAAUCUCAGCAUGGAAUCUUAUUUACUAAUUUUCAGAAAUUGUAACAUCACUGAGAAACUAAAUUGGGAGUUCUUAAAGUAAACAUGUUAUUCUUCAUUUUUUGACAAGGUCUCCUUUUUAUGUUAGGGUGACCAAGUUUUUUAAUAUAACACACUGAUCUCCAUAAUUUGAGACCAGAUAUGAGAUCAUGGAAGAAAUUUAACAUUGCCCACAUCAUUGUAUCAUGCCCAUUGCAAGAUGAAGCAUAAUACUAUGUGCGAAGGCAGAGAUUGUAAAUGACAAGCCCAUUUAUCAUGGCAGAAAAGUAAGGAUUGAGAAUACCAUACACGCUAUUUGGAUUCACCCUUAGUCUAAUAUUAG